Molecule: messenger RNA, 1035 nt
Organism: Neomonachus schauinslandi (Hawaiian monk seal)
Lineage: Eukaryota; Metazoa; Chordata; Mammalia; Carnivora; Phocidae
Gene: FOXI3
Product: forkhead box I3
Exons: 2
Biological process (GO): cell differentiation; anatomical structure morphogenesis; regulation of transcription by RNA polymerase II
Molecular function (GO): DNA-binding transcription factor activity, RNA polymerase II-specific; RNA polymerase II cis-regulatory region sequence-specific DNA binding
Source: RefSeq, a predicted model, not a curated record
GCCGGCACCUUCGGCUGCGCGCAGCGGGCCUUCGCGCAGCCCGCGCCCGCAGCGCCCGCCUCGCCCGCGGGGCCCGCCGCGCCGGGCGAGCUGGGCUGGCUGUCCAUGGCCAGCCGCGAGGACCUGAUGAAGAUGGUGCGGCCGCCCUACUCAUACUCGGCGCUCAUCGCCAUGGCCAUUCAGAGCGCGCCCGAGCGCAAGCUCACGCUCAGUCACAUCUACCAGUUCGUGGCCGACAGCUUCCCCUUCUACCAGCGCAGCAAGGCCGGCUGGCAGAACUCCAUCCGCCACAACCUGUCGCUCAACGACUGCUUCAAGAAGGUGCCCCGCGACGAGGACGACCCAGGGAAAGGGAAUUACUGGACCCUGGAUCCAAACUGUGAGAAAAUGUUUGACAACGGAAACUUCCGUCGGAAGCGGAAGCGCCGCUCCGAAGCCAGCGGCCCCUCCACGGUGGCUGCAGGGACCACAAAAUCGGAAGAAGGGCUCGCCUCCGGAUUGGGGUCGGGCUUGGGGUCGGGCGUGGGCGGCAAGCCCGAAGGAGACAGCCCCUCCGCGUUGCUAAGGCCGUCCCAGUCCCCAGAGCCUCCUGAGGGCACCAAGAGUACUGCCUCGUCCCCGGGAGGAUCCCUGCUCACCUCUGCCCCUUGCCUCAACACCUUCUUCAGCAGCCUGAGCACCCUGAGUGUCAGCAGCAGCGGGAGCGCCCCGCGGGCUGUCCCCGGCGGCCGCCACCUAGGGAUCCAGGGGGCGCCCCUGGCCUCCAGCAGCACGUUCCCCGCCAGCUCCAUCCCCGAAGCCCCGCCGGACAGCUUGCCGCUGAGUCACGGCGCCAACAACAGCAGCAGCCAGAGGUCUUCCUACUACAGCCCCUUCCCCGCCAGCACCGGAGGGGGUCAGAGCAGCCCGUUCGGCAGCUCCUUCUACAACUUCAGCAUGGUCAACAGCCUCAUCUACCCCCGCGAGGGCUCCGAGGUCUAGGACAGCCGCCCCUCGGACUUGAGUAUGCACACCUGAGAUCUUGUGAAAUGCAGA